GACUCCAAGAAGCUCUCGUCUGCGUUUACAACAGGCUCUAGAUGAGAAAACCUGGAAGAGGAUGAAACGUGUCUUGUGACCGUGGACUUUGAAGACUCUGCGAUCACUCCUUAUUACAGGCACGAGAUUGGGGACUGAGGACUCGGGACGAGGCGUGAGAUCAACCUAAAAUAUCCUUAAUAAGGGUGGGACUGCUCCCCGCGCCCCAUACCGGCAGAUUAAUGAGGAAUUUUUAUGUGAUUUGUCCACUGGAAUGAAAACUCCGCCCUGGUCAAGUGAGUAUAAAAGGCCCCGGCGGACGGCGGCGUUCAAACUCACUUCCCUUCCUCUCCUCCACACAACCGAACCCCCCUUCUCUGAAACCAUGAGCGGCUACUACGGCAACUACUUCGGCGGCUGCGGCUAUGGCGGCCUGGGCUGGGGCUAUGGCGGCCUGGGCUGCGGCAGCUACAGGCGCCUGGGCUGGGGCUACGGCUUCCCCUACGGCUACGGCUGCGGCUUCGGCCGUGGAUACGGAUUCGGCUGCUACCGCCCCUUCUGCUCCGGGAGCUACUGGUCCUCCGGUUUCUACUGAGGGACGCCAUCGAGCUCCAGAGUCUUGGAGUUUGUUCCCUCGGGCUUCUGCAGUCCUCAGCUGUAUUUCCAGUUUAUCGUUGUUAUCAUCUUCAACCUGCCACUGGGAUCACCGCAGAGAGGCCAGGCCAGUGCUGGCAGCAGAAACUAGACCAACCCAGAUCACUUCCAACCUCUUCUCCUCCAUCUUCCCAUCCACAAGAUGUUUGCCUUUUCAACUUUGAGGCUCCCUCUGUCCUCGUGACGUCGACCCUUCGAGAUCGGCCUUGUCUGAGGAUGUUUCUGGGUUAACCGUUCAAUAAACUUGAAAGCUCUGAA
This is a messenger RNA of Ornithorhynchus anatinus (platypus), 891 nucleotides long. Its product is annotated as keratin-associated protein 19-5-like. The transcript has a single exon. The record is from RefSeq and is a predicted model, not a curated record. The coding region runs from base 254 to 574 and encodes 106 amino acids. Lineage: Eukaryota; Metazoa; Chordata; Mammalia; Monotremata; Ornithorhynchidae.